Messenger RNA from Medicago truncatula (barrel medic), 1241 nucleotides. RefSeq names its product ras-related protein RABA4c. The coding region runs from base 368 to 1057 and encodes 229 amino acids. Lineage: Eukaryota; Viridiplantae; Streptophyta; Magnoliopsida; Fabales; Fabaceae. Gene Ontology annotation, molecular function: GTP binding; GTPase activity. The transcript has 2 exons. The record is from RefSeq and is a predicted model, not a curated record.
AAUAAAUCAAAAGAGAGUCAAAUCAAUAUCCUUAAUCAUCCCUCAUACGUUUCUUUCCUUUCUUUCUGUCAUUCUUUCUUCACUUUCCUAACAAGAACGCUUUCAAUGACUACAAGCAAUGUGCUAUGCUAUCAACACACAAAAGAAGCAUAACAUUCACCCACCAAAAUUGCCUCAUCAACCACACUUUUUCUCUUCUCUUACGAAACCUCUGUCUAAAGAACACAAAAAACGUGUGCACACAAAACCUAACAAAAAAAAAAAAAGACCAAAUUUUUAUGCAUCAAACAUUGAAGAUCCUAGGUGGGUUUUGCAUCAUCACAUUCAGUUUUCAAAAGGGUCAUUGAAAAUCACCUAGAAAAAGAGAAUGGCUCAGUUUCAAGGUGAUUUGGAUCAUGAGGGUAUUGAUUAUAUGUUCAAGGUUGUUAUGAUUGGUGACUCUGGUGUUGGAAAAUCUCAGCUUUUGAAUAGAUUUGUUAGAAAUGAGUUUCAUUUGAAAUCUAAAGCUACAAUUGGUGUUGAGUUUUUGACCAAGACUGUUCUUAUGGAUCAUAAACUUGUCAAGGCUCAGAUUUGGGAUACUGCUGGUCAAGAAAGGUACCAAGCAAUUACGACUGCAUAUUACAGAGGUGCAACUGGUGCAUUGCUCACAUAUGACAUAACCAAGCGCCAUACCUUCAACCACAUCGAAAAGUGGCUAGAUGAACUACAUAAUCAUGCAGAUAAAAACAUAGUUGUCAUGCUUGUUGGCAACAAGUCUGACCUGAGUUCAAUCCGAGAAGUGCCUAUCGAGGAAGCCGAAGACUUAGCAAAACAGAAAGGUCUCUUCUUCAUUGAGACAUCGGCACUUGACUCAAACAAUGUAGAACCAGCUUUCCUUGGUCUUCUCUCACAAAUAUAUGUAACAAUGAGUAAGAAACACAUCACUGCAGAUGGACGUGAACGAAAUUGGGAUAAAGUAAAUCUUGAAUUUGAGGGAACAAAAUUAUUGGUCUCAUCGCAAGAACCGGAGUGUCAAAAAUCUAAAAAGAGAUUCAGCUGUUGCAGUGUUUUUUAGAAUAUAUAUCAUCCCUUGUUCUAUUGAUUAUGUAUAUAGCAAGUAUACUCUGCCAUAUUUUUGGCCCUUCAAAUUUUUUAUGUAUUUUUUUAAGGAUAGUUAUUAGGCAUAUUUUUUGCUUUUGAAGUCACUUUCUAUGUUAUUUUGAUUGACAUUGAUAUGAAAUCAGCUACCGUUCAAAACA